Molecule: messenger RNA, 2202 nt
Organism: Eimeria tenella
Lineage: Eukaryota; Apicomplexa; Conoidasida; Eucoccidiorida; Eimeriidae
Exons: 6
Coding region: 1-2202 (733 amino acids)
Source: RefSeq, a predicted model, not a curated record
AUGGCCGCCGCGCCCUCCAUACCCCCCGGCCUAACCCCCGGGUGUAUAUACACCGCGCAAACCCUCAAGGGCCUCCCAGACCCUUUUGCUGACCACUUUGGAGGGGGCCCCAGCAGCAGCUGGCAGUACCAGGGGGGCCCCCCUUUAAGUGGGCUUGGGGGGCCCCUGGGGGGCCCCCUGGGGGCCCCCUGCGACAGCAGCAGCGGCAGCAGCAGCAGCAGCAACAGCAGCAGCAGGUCCCUGUGGGGCCGCCCGCGCCCCUCGCUGCACAGCAGCGAAGAGAGCCUGUGGGGCUCUGUCUCCGACCGCUGCAGCGAGCAGCAGCAGGAGCAGCAGCAGCAACAGCAGCAGCGGCAGCAGCUGCUGCUGCAGUUGAGACAGAAGCAGCAGCAACCCUUUUUGGAAAUUUCGGAAGCAGAUAAAGAAGCAGCUCGAAUUGGGCUGUAUCUACAGCAGCAAGCUGUGGAGCCCGUGCGGCCCGCAAACGCCCGGCGCAGCCCGAAGCAGCAGCAGCAGCAGCAGCAGCAGCAGCAGCAGCGGCUGCAGCAGCAGCAGCAGGCGGAGGCCGAGGCGGAAGCAGCAGCAGCAGCAGCAGCAGCAACAGCAGCAGCAGCAAGGCCCCCCGCGCUGACGGCGACGCUGGUGCUGAACGCGCGGACGCGGCAGCUGGAGCUGCGGGCGGGCAGCAGCAGCAGCAGCAGCGCAGCAGCAGCAGCAGCAGCAAGCAGCAGAAGGGGCUUCAAAACCCCACAAGAGGCGCAGCAGCUCGCGCUGCUGUGGGAAGCCUUCAGCCGCAGCUGUCGAGACACCUCAGGCUGGCUGCGAACAGCAGAUUUUGUUUGGAGUCUUCAAAGAGAUAAAAGAAUUCAAUUAAUUUUUGGAAUUAAAAACAAACAGCAGCAGCAGCAGCAGCAGCAGCAGCGGGGGGCUGCAGCAGCAGCCACCAACUGGCUUCGCGCGCUCUUCAGAAACAGAGACGAGCCUUUGCAGCUUGCCCCCGAAAGCGAGCCCAAAAUGAGGGCCCUUUUAAAUGCUGUGCGGCUGGCGGAGUCGCAGCUGAUAAGCAACGAGCGGGCUGUGGACGAUCUCAAGAUCACAUUCGAGACCUUCGCUACAGUCUUCGCCAAAUUCUUAGGCGACUCAAACCCUGCAGAAUGGCCACAGGGGCAGACCAACUCUGUCGAGAUCUUUGCGGAAAAAGACCCUCCUUUUGGCCAAAGUGUCGCCGAAAUGCUUCUGCGGGAUUCUCUGCUGGGCGUGGGCCUGACGGCCAGCGAAUGCAUAGCCCCCAAUGGCCUGCGCUUUGGCUCUCUUAACCUGCUGGAGCCGCCGCAGCUUUCUUUAGCAGCAGCAGCAGCGGCAGAAGAAGAAGCAGCAGAAUUAAAAGCUGAAAAAAUUAAAAUCAAAAAAGGAUCCAGACGCACGCAAAACGCUGUAGAAGAAAGGCUGCGAGUCGAGGCGGAGAGAGUCGAACUGGAGCUGCUGCAGCAAGCUGCAAGAAAAGAAUCCUUAGAGAGGAGUUUGAUGCAGGAGGAGCAGCAGCUGCAGCAGCGGCUGCAGCAGAUCAGCAGCAGCAGGGACGCAGAAGCCUGGCGUCUGAGGUCUGUCCCCAAGUUCAGGCCAAGCAAAGAAGCAGCAGCAGCAGCAGCAGUGCGAAAAGCGCAGCGCGCAGACGCGUAUGAUAAGCCAGCAGCAGCAGCAGCAACAGCAGCAGCAAGGGGCAGCAGCGAGAAGGCCACGGUAGCCCCUAACGUCCGUGCUGCAGCCGACCGACUGCAGCAGAGCAGCAGCAGCAGCAAAAGCAGCAACAGCAGCAGCAGCAUCAGCAGCAUCAGCAGUGUCGCCAGUAGCAGCAGCGAGGAGAGUUUAGGUGGCAGCAGCAGCAGCAGCAGCUUCAAUAGCAGCGGCAGCUCAUCGAGUCAGCAGCAGCAGAAACAAAAGCAGCUGCAGAAACGGCAGCAACAGAGAGAGCAGCAGCAAAAGCAGCGGCAGCAGCAGCAGGAAGAAGACCACCGCAGCACUUCAGCGUCGCUGCUGCUGCAGUCUAUUGCAGCCCUCAAAGCAUCGCGUAGACAGCAGCAGGAGCAGCAGCAGCAGCGACAGCAGCAGCGGCAGCACCGGCAACAGCAGCAGCAAAAAAGCAAAAGCUGCGCUGCGCUUCCGCCUGCCGCCAUUUUGAAGAAACUGGGCAUGACUGUGUAG